GGCCGGAUUCAUUCCUGUGGGGCGCGGGGUAUGGAGGAGCUGUGCGACCGCAGGCGGAGCUGGGCGGCCCGGACGGCGGCGCGGACAGCGGUCUCAUUUUGAGGGGGCAGCCCGAGCCCGAGCGACCGGCGGCGGCGGGGAGGACUAGCCCCCUGGCAGUUUGGUGCUCUGGUUGUCAUAUGUUGGACGGCAAUAGACAGAACAUACAUCCGUCCUGGGGCGCCGUGAUUAACAUUGAACUUUGGUUCCUGUAACCCUUGCCUGUGUCAACAGAGUUAAGCUGGAGCUUUGCUUUGAAGGAUAAAUAAAGCACAGCCUCUCAACUGGACAUAAAUGGAUCUAAAGACAGCAGUAUUUAACGCAGCUCGAGAUGGCAAACUCCGGCUUCUCACCAAAUUGUUGGCAAGCAAAUCUAAAGAGGAGGUUUCCUCCUUGAUCUCUGAGAAGACAAAUGGGGCCACCCCACUCUUGAUGGCCGCCAGGUAUGGGCACCUUGACAUGGUGGAAUUUCUCCUGGAGCAGUGCAGUGCCUCCAUAGAAGUCGGGGGCUCGGUCAGUUUUGAUGGCGAAACCAUUGAGGGGGCUCCCCCUUUGUGGGCCGCUUCUGCAGCAGGACAUCUGAAGGUGGUUCAGUCUUUGUUAAAUCAUGGAGCGUCUGUCAACAACACGACUUUAACCAAUUCAACUCCUCUUCGAGCUGCCUGUUUCGAUGGCCAUUUGGAGAUCGUCAAGUACCUGGUAGAACACAAAGCUGAUUUGGAAGUGUCAAACCGACAUGGGCAUACGUGCUUGAUGAUCUCAUGUUACAAAGGACACAAAGAGAUUGCUCAGUAUUUACUGGAAAAGGGGGCAGAUGUUAAUAGAAAAAGUGUUAAAGAUCUGUUACGUGAAGUAUUCAGGUUUAAACAACUUUCUAGUACACAUCCUGUGUCAGGGGUCCUCAAGGCCACCCCCAUGUUUGCAGGUAAUACUGCAUUGCAUGAUUGCGCAGAAUCUGGAAGUUUGGACAUCAUGAAGAUGCUUCUUAUGUAUUGUGCCAAGAUGGAAAAGGAUGGUUAUGGAAUGACUCCCCUUCUCUCAGCAAGUGUGACUGGUCACACAAAUAUUGUGGAUUUCCUGACUCACCAUGCACAGACCAGCAAGACAGAAAGGAUCAAUGCUCUAGAGCUUCUGGGAGCUACAUUUGUAGACAAAAAAAGAGAUCUCCUUGGGGCUUUGAAAUACUGGAAAAAGGCAAUGAACAUGAGGUACAGUGAUAGGACUAAUAUAAUUAGCAAACCAGUACCACAGACACUAAUAAUGGCUUAUGAUUAUGCCAAGGAGGUAAACAGUGCAGAAGAGCUAGAAGGUCUUAUUGCUGAUCCUGAUGAGAUGAGAAUGCAGGCACUAUUAAUUAGAGAACGUAUUCUCGGUCCUUCUCAUCCUGACACCUCUUACUAUAUUAGAUAUAGAGGCGCUGUCUAUGCAGACUCUGGAAAUUUCAAACGAUGCAUCAACCUAUGGAAGUAUGCUUUGGAUAUGCAGCAGAACAAUUUGGACCCUCUAAGCCCGAUGACUGCCAGCAGCUUAUUAUCUUUUGCAGAACUGUUCUCUUUUAUGCUACAGGAUAGGGCUAAAGGUCUGCUGGGCACCACUGUUACAUUUGAUGAUCUUAUGGGCAUACUGUGCAAAAGUGUCCUUGAAAUAGAGCGAGCGAUCAAACAAACUCAGUGUCCAGCAGACCCAUUACAGUUAAAUAAGGCUCUUUCCAUUAUUUUGCACUUGAUUUGCUUAUUAGAAAAAGUUCCUUGUACUCUAGAACAGGAUCAUUUCAAAAAGAAAACCAUAUACAGGUUUCUUAAGCUGCAUCCAAGGGGAAAGAAUAACUUCAGCCCUCUUCAUCUGGCUGUGGACAAGAAUACUACCUGUGUAGGGCGGUACCCUGUUUGUAAAUUUCCAUCUCUGCAAGUUACUGCGAUACUGAUAGAAUGUGGUGCUGAUGUGAACGUCAGAGACUCAGAUGACAACAGUCCCCUCCAUAUUGCUGCUCUGAACAACCAUCCAGACAUCAUGAAUCUCCUUAUUAAAUCAGGUGCACAUUUUGAUGCCACAAACUUGCACAAACAAACUGCUAGUGACUUGCUGGACGAGAAGGAAAUAGCUAAAAAUUUGAUCCAGCCUAUAAAUCAUACCACAUUGCAGUGUCUUGCUGCUCGUGUCAUAGUGAAUCAUAGAAUAUACUAUAAAGGGCAUAUCCCAGAAAAGCUAGAGACCUUCGUUUCACUUCAUAGAUGAUAAUUUGACUGUUGAAGCACGAAUUGGUAACAGUUGUUUCAUAAAUGAGCACUGUUGUGGUAACACCAGCAUUCAUUUAGCUUGAUUUCAUCGUGCUCUCAUUGGCUAAAGCAUUGUAAGCAUCAAAUUUACAGGAUUGGUUUCCCAGUAUUUAAUAUAAAUAUACCAUAUAAUAUAUUGUUUGUGAAUUAUUGAGAAAUGUAAUCUCAUAUUCAGAUUUCUAAAAUUGUCUGCCAAAGGCUUAUCCAUUCUGGUUUUGUUUGCUGUUGGGUGUUUGGGACAGAGUUAACCAUUUUUCAGUGGUGUCUUUAUACUUUUCUGGUUUGUGAAUUUUAUACAAUUGAAGGUCUUUUUGUGCUUCUUCCUUCUCUUCUCCAAGCUUUUCCCGUUCCCACCUCAUUUUUAACUUAACCAUUUCUACUUAUCAAUUUCUUUCCCCUUAUGGAUCCAUGUUAGGUUGUACAAACUAUGGACUUGUUACCAUUUGCAGUUACCAUAAGUGCUUUAUCUUCUCUAUGCACUGGCUUCAACUUGACUGUUGUAUGUUAGCAUAUUUUCUAUGCAGCAGUUGGUCAACUUCAACUCUGAAACACUGUUAAGUAUGUUACAAAGUUCAUUUUAUGAAAGUACUCUUGUAGCAUGACAAUUUUUAGAGCUACAGGUUAGCUACCAGAGCUCAAGCUUUUUUGUUGUUUUUUUCUUUACAUCUGAGGUUUCUUUCUCUAAUCCACUGAAAUUAUUGUGUGCUAAAUUUGGGAAACAAAGCUAUUCUAACUCAUUAACCCAGUUGAAAUUUAGGUCUGUCGUCUUAAUAUAUCAUGCGGUAAAAGGAAGAAUCUUUAUAAAGUGACCCACCUUUCAUGCUGCGCCAGCAUUGUCCUGCUUGUGCUGAUGAUGUGAUUAGGUGUAGAGAAUUUGCUUAAAUUUAACCUCAAAGUUUAUCACACAGCUUAAUGAGUCACACUGAAAUAUUCAGUAAUGGAACUGCAAAUCACUUUUAUUUACAAAAAAGAGCUGAAGCAUGUCAGUGGCAUGAUGCUUGCCAAGCCAGAUCUAGGCAUCUAGGAUAAUUAAGGUAUUUUUAGUAUGCAAUUUACUGCCAUAGUAUCAAAGGUCAGUAACAGUGUUCCUUCUUUCUUCAAGCUUAAGUAUACCUUUGAAGAUAACUUGCAUGAAUUACUUUGGUCUCAAUUAUUUGUCACCCUAAUUAAACACAAAAGGUUGCAGUGCUUCCUCUUCCCUUACUGAAAAUUAGCUUUUCUUUUCUUUCUUUCUUUUUCUUUCUCUCUUCCUUUCUUUUCUUUCUUGCCUCCCUCCCUUCUUUCUUUGUUUUUUUUUUGGAUUUUUUUUUUUCACAGCUUUGCUAAUGCCACAGAAAGGGCUCUUUUAACUUAAGAAAAAAUAAGUGAAAAGUACUAAAAAAGAUUCAGGUAAUUAUCAUUCAGCACUUUAUUGUUAUUCAGAAUAAAAUUUAUGAUGGCAUAUUUGCCCUGCAAAUGUCUUAAUGAAAUUGUUCUGAAUAAAAAGCUCCUUAUUGGUUUGAGAAAAACUCAGUUUACCUGUGAGUUUAAUGAGCCUGAUCACUUGUAUUUUUGUGUUGACAUUUUAUUCUGAGGGUUGAUGUAGGGGUAUUUAAGGAGUCAUCAUUGCGAACAGUCACAUUAGGUUUAUUUCAUCUUUACUCAGUAAAAAACUUCUAACGAAGAAUGGUAAAUAAACAAAAAAGCAUUAGACUUACUUUCUGGUUAAAUAAUUGAAGUUUAAUUUUUUAAAAGAUAUCCUUACUCAUUUUACUAGGUUGUAUAUUUAAUUUUACCAUUGAAAAAGGUGAUUUGGAUAUAAAUGGUUGCUCUGCAACCUUUUGAUGAAGAGAUUUUAAUAUCUUGUUUACUAUGGGAAAAUUUGAUGGAAUAUUUGAACUGCCACAUAAAUUAAGAAUAGUUUGUGAUUUAGAUAAUUAUUCUAGAAAUAUCAGACAUCAAUUUUUGAAAUCAUUUGCCUCUAACCUUCUGGUAUAAGAAUUAUAUGCGUGAACAACCUUUUUUUUUUUAAGGAAAGGAAAACUUUGCAAGUACAGCAAAUCUACAUUAGUUGAUCUCAGUAAUUUUGGGGUGAACGGUGAGCAAUUGGAUUUUAAGUGAUUUAAUAUUCCUUUUUUUGGGAGGGGGUAGGAGGGCUUACAUGCUCUUAUAGUAAGGCACAUCUCACACUAUUUUAUAGGUGAAUUUGAAUUGUGCAACUCUAGUAUAAAAUAAGGAUUUCUUUACAUAGCAUUUUCCCACCACUGAAUAUAGAUAACUUAGAACUAUUCCUCAGUCUUGAUAACUGAAAUGCCUUAUUUCAAUUAAGAUACAGUUCUCUGUUUGCCAUCUCCCCAAAUGAUGUUAGGAGCUCUUGAAAAAUCAGUUAGUUUAAAAGCUCAAAAUUGUCCAUUUUAUUUUAGAGGAGGUUGUUUCAUAAAUGUGCCCUCAGACACUGUUUAAGGCCUUUGUCAGAAAGUAUUCACAAAAUUGUGAGAAUGAAUUUUAAAAAAAACUUAAGUUUGUGUUAUUUUUUUAACCAACAGAUGAGUAAUUUAAUAAUGAGCUAAUUGUACUCUCAGCUGUACACUGUAGCAUGGUAAUGUUGGCUGGAGCUAAUGUAUAAGUUUUGGUUACGUUUCCAUAAAAAUCCCCUGUUAAGGCCUGCUGAGUUUUAGAUGUUCCACUCUUGAUCAUUUCUGUAAAAGAAAUGGUCAUUUUACUCAGAUUAGAUGCCAGUCUACAUUAUAAAGACAAGUGGAUUACAGAUUUUAAAAAUAGUCAUUUUCUUAUCCAUAAAUCUGACAGGGACAUUAGCCCAAAUCAGCCAAAGGUAAUUUGGUGCCCGUUGUGAUUUUGCAGUUAAGUGAUUGCUCACUUGUAAAGUGACUUAAUGUAUAAUGUUUUCGAGACCCCCAUCUCCUGUGACUUGAGAAAACUGUUGAGGUUAUAUUUGAAAAAGUAGCUCUUUAAAAUAAUAUUGCCCAGCAGAAGCCUUAGGUUGAAUUUUACAGGUGUAAUAACCCUUGUAAUUUCCCCAGAAUUGUGGGGGCCGGAUGAGAUAAUAACCAUAUUCUUGUGCACUGUAACAGCAGCAUUAUUGCUUGGAACUUUAACCAUUUUAGAGUUAGGUACUAAAGAAACUAAAAUUAAUUGGUUGUCAUCUUUUUCUUUUUGCCCUCAUACAUCACUAAACAACUAGUUUCUCUCCCUUUUGUCAGUUCCCAUUGUGUAUUUUUCCAAAAAGUACUGUAUUCAGAUGCCAGCCAAUAAACUGUCACACAAUGGAAAAUGAUAUGCCACAACAUUCAUUGUAAGGUUUAAUAAAAUUAAAUUU
Balaenoptera musculus (blue whale) is the source of this 5631-nucleotide messenger RNA. RefSeq names its product fem-1 homolog C (gene FEM1C). The transcript has 4 exons. Bases 334 to 2274 code for a protein of 646 amino acids. Lineage: Eukaryota; Metazoa; Chordata; Mammalia; Artiodactyla; Balaenopteridae. Gene Ontology annotation, molecular function: protein binding. The record is from RefSeq and is a predicted model, not a curated record.